UUCUAUAUAUAGAUAUAAGAAUAAUUCAUUUUAAGUGAUCAACAUAAUAACUUUGCUGAAAACCAAAGCAAAGCUAUAGAGAGAGAUGGAGAGCAUAGAGCAUAAAAUUAUAGAGGUAAAUGGCAUAAAAAUGCAUGUAGCCCAGAAGGGACAAGGCCCAACAAUCUUAUUCCUUCACGGCUUCCCGGAGCUAUGGUACACGUGGCGCCACCAGAUACUCACACUGGCUUCCCUGGGCUACCGAGCUGUGGCCCCGGACCUCCGCGGCUACGGGGACACCGAUGCACCGCCUUCGGUGGGUAGCUACACGUGCAUGGAUGUGGUUGGAGAUGUGAUUGGGCUGUUGGAUGCUAUAGCUGCUGAGGAAGAGAAAGUGUUUGUGGUGGGACAUGACUGGGGUGCUCUCAUUGCUUGGUACCUUUGCUUGUUCAGACCAGAUCGUGUUAAGGCUUUGGUGAACCUGAGUGUGGUUUUUAACCCUAGGAACCCUAAAAGGAAGCCUUAUGAGACUUUGAGAGCCGUCUAUGGUGAUGACUACUACGUUUGUAGAUUUCAGGAAAUUGGAGAAAUAGAAGGUGAGUUUGCCCACAUAGGAACACAACAAGUGUUAAGGGAAUUCUUUACAUAUAGAAAUCCUGGCCCACUUAUGCUGCCAAAAGGAAAAGGGUUUCCACACUCAAAAGAUAGCCCAACUCCAGCUAACUUGCCUUCUUGGUUAACUCAACAAGACCUUGAUUACUACACAACUAAAUUCCACAACAAAGGCUUCACUGGUGGAAUCAACUAUUACCGAAACAUAAACAGAAACUGGGAAUUGACAGCACCAUGGAGUGGAGAUAAAGUAAAAGUAGCAGUGAAGUUUAUUGUAGGGGAUGUAGACCUUACAUACAAUUCAUUGGGAGCCAAAGAUUACAUACACAAAGGUGGAUUCAAAAAAGAUGUUCCUCUUCUUGAAGAGGUCAUUGUCAUGGAAGGUGUUGGACACUUCAUCAAUGAAGAAAGACCUACUGAGAUCAGCAACCACAUUUAUCAUUUCUUUAAAAAGUUUUAGCUAAUUAUUAAUACUAAUCACCAUCAUUCCUUAUUAUCAUCACGUACUAUUAGUAAUUAUAUUAUACAAAUGCAUCCUCUAUUAUAAAAUAAGCAUUAUCUCUACUUUUUAUUUGUUUAUACUUAAUGUCUAUUUAUGAUUUAGUUUCUGUUUUAUUAAUAUAUACAUACAUAUGCCUUACAUGUAAUAGUUUUCUAUUAAUUAAUAAGACCAUCUCUUAGUAUUGUGCUUC
Cannabis sativa is the source of this 1283-nucleotide messenger RNA. RefSeq lists its product as uncharacterized. Gene Ontology annotation, molecular function: hydrolase activity. NCBI's taxonomy places the organism in Eukaryota, Viridiplantae, Streptophyta, Magnoliopsida, Rosales, Cannabaceae. The coding region runs from base 86 to 1051 and encodes 321 amino acids. The transcript is spliced from 3 exons. The record is from RefSeq and is a predicted model, not a curated record.